Messenger RNA from Arachis stenosperma, 3221 nucleotides. RefSeq names its product putative disease resistance RPP13-like protein 1. Gene Ontology annotation, biological process: defense response to other organism. Gene Ontology annotation, molecular function: protein binding; ADP binding. NCBI's taxonomy places the organism in Eukaryota, Viridiplantae, Streptophyta, Magnoliopsida, Fabales, Fabaceae. The transcript has 2 exons. The record is from RefSeq and is a predicted model, not a curated record. Bases 184 to 3162 code for a protein of 992 amino acids.
CAAACUCUGUGUCUUUGUGAGAGAAUUCUGAGUUUGGAGUGCAAACAGAAACCACUUCCCUUUCCUUACCUUUCUUACUUUCUUCCUGUUGUGAACAAGGCUGCUGAACUUGUUGGAGGAGCUUUUCUCUCUUCUUUUCUCAAUGUUCUUUUUGACAGGCUGUCCGAUCAUGAGAUCAUCAACAUGAUGCGAGGAAAGAAGGUUGACCAGAGGCUGCUUCAAAGGCUGGAGAACAUUCUGAACGUGGUUGAAGCUGUGCUGAAUGAUGCUGAGAAGAAACAGAUCACUGACCCUGCUGUCAAGAGGUGGCUCGAAAAUCUCCAAGAUGCUGUCUAUGAUGCUGAUGACUUGUUGGAUGAAGUUGCCACCAAAGCUGCCACUCAGAAAGAUCCAGGUAACUUCCUGUCUCGCUUUCUCAAUUUGCCAGAUAGGGAGAUGGUUACUAGGAUUGAAGAAAUCAUUGCUAGACUAGAAGAUAUUGCAAAACACAAAGAUAUCCUUCGUCUCAAAAAGAUUGCAGCCAAGAACAUGUCUGGGAGGAUUCCAUCAACCUCACUGGUUAAAAAAUCUGAUAUAUUUGUUGGAAGGGACAAAGAGCCAGAUAUAAUAGUGAAAUUGUUGUUAGAUGAUGUCAACAAUGGUGAACUGUCUGUCAUUCCCAUCGUUGGCAUGGGUGGGAUAGGAAAAACUACUUUGGUUAAAUUGAUUUACAAUGAUGACAUGGUGCAGCAAAAAUUUGAUGUGAAGGCAUGGGUUUGUGUUGGAGAGGAGGUAUUUGAUGUUCUUAAGGUGACAAAGGCUGUGAUAGAGAAAACUUGCAGUCCUUGUUACUCAAAUGAUUUAGAUACAACUCAAAAUCAUUUGAAGAAUGUGUUAGCGGGGAAAAAAUUCUUAGUUGUUCUGGAUGAUGUAUGGAGCAGCAAUCGUGAGGGUUGGGAAAGUUUUCUAACUCCUUUUGAAUGUGGAAGCGAGGGAGGCAAGAUUCUUGUAACAACCCGUCUUGAUACGGUUGCUUCUAUGGUUAAAACUAAACAUAAUGAAACUCACAAUUUGAGUUUGUUGGAUGAAGAACAAUGCUGGUCAGUGUUUGCAAAUCGUGCAAGGGAGCCUGCCGAAUCCCGAGAUCGUUCAACUUUAGAAGAAAUUGGUAGAAAAAUUGUUAAAAAAUGUAAAGGAUUACCUUUGGCAGCUCAAACACUCGGAGGGUUAUUGAGAGGGAAAGAUAAUGAAAAGGAUUGGAAUGAUGUUUUGAAUAGUGAAUUCUGGGAACUCUCUGAGGAUUAUUUCCACCUUCCUUCGUAUUUAAAACGUUGCUUUGUUUAUUGUUCUUUGUAUCCGAAGGACUUUGAAUUUGAUAGAAAUGAACUGACAUUAUUGUGGAUGGCAAAAGGUCUUUUGCUACAACCAAAGAGUAGAAACUCUUUGGAAGAAACUGGUUAUAAAUAUUUUGAUGAUUUGGUUUCAAGAUCAUUUUUUCAACAUUCUAAGACUUAUGUGAAUUCAUUUGUGAUGCACGAUCUCAUGCAUGAUUUAGCAACGUUCUAUGGUGGCAAGUUCUUUUCUAGUAUCCUUGAACUCAAGAAUGCAGCAAAGCAUGAUACGAAAACUCGCCACUUGUCAUGUACUCACAACAAUGAUGAUGAUUCGCUUAUGAAGAUCACAGAAGCAUGUGAAAGGUUAAAACAUGCAAGGACAUUGUUGCAAAUCAAUUUGGAUAAAUAUGGUGGAUUCUCAACGGGAGUAACUGUUCCUUGUGACUUACUAGAACAAUUAAAGCGUUUACGAGUUUUGUCAUUUAAUUUGUUUUCAGAUGAUGAAAACUUGAUGCAUGGUACAAUUGGUGAAUUGAUCCAUUUGCGUUAUUUGGAUCUUUCAGACACAUCCAUCGUGACUUUGCCCGAGUCUUUAAGUUGCUUGUACAAUUUACAAACCUUGAAGUUGAGAAACUGUAGAAAACUUAAAAAGCUUCCUAGCAAGAUGCAAAAUCUUGUGAAUUUGCAUCAUCUUGAUGUUUUUUUAACUGAUUUAGAUGAGAUGCCAAGAAAGAUGAGCAAAUUAAAAGAUUUGCAAUUUUUAAGUUGCUAUAUUGCGGGCAAACAUGAAGAGAAUGGGAUUGGAGAAUUGGGAGAGCUAACACAUCUUCAUGGCUCAUUGAGGAUUGAGAAACUAGAGAAUGUUAAGAAUAGUGGUGAAGCAUCGAAUGCAAGGAUGGAUGAAAAAAUACACCUGAAUGCUUUAUAUUUGAGUUGGUCAUCAUAUGAAGAAAGUGAGAUUUGUGAUUCCCAAAGUGAAAAAGAUGUACUUGACAAAUUACGUCCUCACAAAGACUUGAAGAAGCUAGUCAUCAGGCGUUACAGAGGUACCAUGUUUCCGGAUUGGGUAGGGCAGUCUUCAUAUCACAACGUGACUGAGUUGCAGCUGAUUGGAUGCAGGAAUUGUUGGGUGCUUCCUUCACUUGGACAGUUACCCGCUCUAAUGAGAUUGGAGAUUUCACAUUGUGAUAUGGUGACGAAGAUCGAUGGUGAAUUCUAUAAGGCUGAUGCAACUGAUCAUCAUCAGGAGAUACCAUUCCGAUCUCUUCAAUAUCUGGAAUUUUAUCGUAUGGGUUGCUGGGAGGAGUGGGAGUCAUUUGCAUGUGAUGAUGAUGAUGCACCAUUUCCUCAACUUGAGAAGCUUGUUAUAAAGUACUGUCCUAAGUUAAGAGGAGAUUUGCCCACUUUCCUUCCAUCUUUGAAAACACUUCAGAUUAAAGGAUGCGUGGAGCUUGGUUGUUAUCUGCCAGGAGCUCCCAUCAUACGCGAAUUAAGAAUAUUUGGCAAGCAGGAAGCAAGAAUGCGGGACCUGCCACUUUCACUGCAACAACUAACAAUGGAAGGAAAGCAGCUUGUUGAGUCUCUGUUUGAGGCCAUGACCCACACCCAACCAAAUCUCUUGGUUCUUAAAACAAGCAGGAGUGAAAAUUUGACAUCUCUGGAGGUGUCACAGUCACACUCCCUCCAAGAAUUAACAAUUUCAGAGUGCCCUAAGCUGGACUACAUAGUAAGGCUGCCUGCCUCUUUAAGGGAACUCAGUAUCUAUAGAUGUCCGUUGUUGGGUAGGCAUAAAGGGGAAGGACCCCCACAUUUGGCCAUCCAUUUCCCACAUCCCCACAAUAUAUGUUGAUGGAGAAGAGAUUCGCAAUGACUCAACAUCUUAAAACAGAUGCAUUCAGAAUGUUACCA